GAACCCAGAAGCUCCUGCUGCUCCUCACUGCUCCUCACUGCUCCUCCAGCUGCUCCUCACUGCUCCUACAGCUGCUCCACCUUCCUCCUCUGAUGGGCUCGAUCUGAUUCAGAACCUGCACCGAGACCAUCCGAACCGGAAGGGCCUGAUAUGGACUGACAGAUUUUUUCCCUCCAAACGCCCGAGCGGACUGUACCAUGUUGUGAUCGUCCACCUGUCACCUGUCGAACCCUCGGAACCGGACCUGGAACCGGACCUGGAACCGGACCUGCAGCCACGGAGCAUCACACCCAGCCAGCAAACAGUGCAAUGGCCCGAGCAGAGACCAUUGAGAGCGUUGGGGAAACCGGAGCAGGAGGAAACAACUCUCUUCCACAUCACAACAUCUGCCGCAUGGAGCUGCCUCGCGCCCUCCACACCUGGCCCGGCCUGCUCACCACCAGCACCAUCACCACUGGCUCUGGCACCGGUGCUAUACUCAUCCACCACCACCAUCUGCAUCCUCUGCAGCCUCUCCAUCUGCCGUACCCAGUUCCUGAUCAGCACCAGAUGCACCAGCAACUUCCUGCGUCGUCGCCAUCAUCAGCACCUCCUCCUUUGCAGCUCUGCAGCCGGAGGGAGGAGAGGGAUGGAGGAGCUGGGAAACCCUGGGCCUUGUCAGGAGAGGAGUCCGACGCUGACAUAGUGGAACAGCGGGAGGCUUCCAGCCAGCAGGGGCCUCUGCCUGACCUGCUGCCCAGGAACGAGCUCCCAUCCUGGUCUGCAUCGUACCACAGAGAUCCCAGGAGAGAGGCGGAGCCAGAGCUGGAGGUCAGGAGAGUGGCCAAUCAGCUGAGAGCCACCGGGGAUCAAUACAACGCCACCGUCCUCCGCAGAGCGCACGCUGCCCCCCACUGGCAGGACUGGAGAGACGCGUGCAGAGGACUCUUCAACUUCAUCACCCAGUCGCUGAGCGCCCUCUACAGGCUCACGUAGGUAACGUGUCCCCUGCAACCACCGGUUCUCAAGGGGACCUCUUUACAUUCAGGACUCGAACACUGGCCCGUCGCUGGUGAGGAGAAACAUCUGUUCUGUUUGCUGCACUGAUGUUCAUUUGAACCUGGAGGACAAACGCAGAAUGAAAUCAAACAUGUUCUUGAACAAAGACUUUGUGAGAAUGAGCUGGAGGAGUUUUCUCCGCCUGUGGAAUCUGGACCCGGCCCGUCAGUCAGUCUGCUGGUUCGGACUGCAGCUGAUGGGCCGACGCUCACUUUUCUAUGUGUAUAUUUUGUAAAAUCAAUUUGUUUUCACUGUGUUUGGGGGUCCGAUGUUUAUGUAGCAGGCGAGACUCAAGUGUGUGUGUGAGUCAGUGUGUGUUUGUGUGUGCGCACAUGACAGACCUGGGUCAAACACUUGGAUAGAGUCUGAUGAUCUCAUAAGCUUUUGUUUGAUUUAGUUAAAACUAAUUCAGAGAAUCAUCACAGACAUGAUUUGACUCUCAUCUCGUGUGUGCAUGUUACUGUUGUGUCUUUAUUCUGGCCCCAUUCUUACAAACUGUGAAACUGGAAUGUGUAGUUCCAUCGCAGGGAAACGUCGGGUGUUAUUUGACUGUGGAGCCAAGCACAGAGUGAAUCUCUCUCCCAAUCUGAAAGUCUUCAGUUCAUCAUACGAAGUGCCUUCAUGCUCCGAGCUCCACUGAGGCCUCGUGUCCACCACCAGGACAAUCAGCGUGUUUCAGUCACUUAACUCGAGUGUCAUUUGCAUUACAUUCAAAUGAUCCAGCCUCUGCAUGGUGUAAGGUCAUUUCAGGACAGAAAGGCUUAAUCCCUCUGCACACACACACACACACAGACACACACAGACACACAGACACACACAGACACACACUGGGAACUGCCACUGUUAUUUCUCCACACCAAUCAUUCUGCCAGUGUUGGGAGUGGGCAGGGUUUCACUCGCCUGUGUCCACAGUGUUUAUAGUUACUCGAUCGUAUGUAAAUAUUCAUUUUUUGGGACGAUGAAUCUGAGUAAUCUGAACAUUUUGGGCGGACUUUAAAAAAAAAAGUACUUAUCUAAGUGAGAGUUCACUGUGUUUGUUGGACAUCUCUUUGUUUCUCUGAGCGGUCGUUGGCAACAGUCGAGCGAGUCUGAAUUUAAAUCCAGUGGAUUUGAGAUUGUUUUCCAAGAGUUAAAACAAAUUAUACAAUUUGGAUCUUUUGAUUGUUAAAAGUAUUUGAUGUUUAUAAAAAUGACCCCUUUCAGUUAUGUGAUUAUUUUCCUUGUCGUUGGGAGGAAAUGUAAAUUGCUCGUAUUAAGAGCGUAAUUUAUUUUGCAAAGUAGCCUUUCUGUAGCUUGAUUCUUGUUUUGGUUCCUUGGUUUUUCAUUUUUUUAUCUUUUACAUUAUUUAUUUUUUCUUACAUUGCUGAUCAAAACUAUGGAUUAAGCUGUACUUGCGUUGUGUCGACAGAGCUGGGAGUUAAAGGUGUCAGUGAACUCAGCGAAAGACAAUAUAUCACUUUCAUUUCAAAUGUUAUCAGCUUAAGGAAUUGUGAUUUCAAAUGGUACUAUCAUCAGACAGAAGGAGGCAGAACUGCAAGUGACGUGUUGUACAAAUACAAACUUUCUCCCUUUAAAGCACAAAGAGGAAAUUAGGCCUAAGACUGUUAAACAGCUUCACCUGGAAAAUUCAAUAGGUCUGUGUGAUUUCAAACAGCAGCAGUAUAACUGGGGCUCCACAUGCCACAAAUACCACUACUAAUAAUAAUGCACUGUAACAUAGCUUAAUCUAAAAAGUGCCCACUUAACAGAGUAUUUGACCUGUUAAACUUAAAAUGCCUCAAACUCAACAGGGAGUCGACUGGAGGUUUUGGCGAAAGGAGUUUCGUCAGCAUUUUAUUUUACCACAUUCGAUAUGUUUAAUUUAAUAACUCAUUCGAUUUUCCAUAAGUCCACCUGUAAGUAAAGGAUUGACUUCAACCUGCAGCACUUUGCAGUUGCUCUUCUCCUGCCCCCCCACGGCGCUCAUUGUCAGUCACAUGCAGUUUGUGUUUUGCUGAUUUUCAACUGUUUUCUAUUGUAAAAUUUCUACAUGAAUUUUUGUACCUUUUUCUUUUUUAUGCAAUAAAGUUAAGGAGAAAUAUA
Limanda limanda (common dab) is the source of this 3120-nucleotide messenger RNA. RefSeq lists its product as uncharacterized. The record is from RefSeq and is a predicted model, not a curated record. The coding region runs from base 310 to 975 and encodes 221 amino acids. Lineage: Eukaryota; Metazoa; Chordata; Actinopteri; Pleuronectiformes; Pleuronectidae. The transcript is spliced from 4 exons.